UUCACCGAAAAAAAGCCUCACAAGUGCUGGGUAAAUGAUUUUAUAAUACAGUCGGUAGUCAUCUGGGUGUGGACCUCCUGAAAAGAAUCGUGUAACCUUUAAUGAUGCUAGUGGCCUGGUAUGGGCGGAAACUGCAUUCCUCACAGGACAGUCGUCCACUCUAACCCAAUUUUCGCCCUGCGUUUGCGCCCUUUCCUAGCUCUGUCGCUGCGGAAGCGAGCAAUGUACACGGGAAUGUAGCAAGAGAAUUUAAGGUGGCCGACACGUUUUGUAGUGUGUUUGAUCUGAUGAAUCGGGUGUCGGGGUGCCUUGCGAAGUCAGUGGAGAGGGGAAAGAGGAGGGAGGUUAUUGGUUUUCCUUCGACGCUAUCAUUCUGGAAUUGCGGAUUGUAUGGUGUCAUAGAGGGAGAGAGAAAGUCACUGUGCUUUCUAGACCAAGAGACAGAUUCUACGCCGUUUUUAACAGAAUUUUUGGAGUCUCGAAUGCAGCAACAUUACGGCUUUCAUCUCGCGACUGCGUUAUUUUUUCUACCGACAGUUUCCUCGUGGAUUUAAAGAUAAAUUUCAGAUUAAUUUGAUCGAAAGUUGUUUAUCAUCUAAAGCUGGUGUUGGGUUGUGACGCAAGUAUGUGCGGUUUUUUCCGCAGCGUUUUAUGGCACCCUAUAUAUAUUUUGAUACGUUUAAUUAGGUUACCGGGUAGAUAUUUACGAGGGCACGAGAGUUCACCGAGAAUUGUAGACAGGCGUGAUUACAUCGCAUUAAAAAUUGGCUCGGAAUCUCCGUCACAAGAUCCCUUGCAGACUGGAUCUGUGAAUGAGAAUGAGAUGCGGAAGUUGCAGAGUGAAGUUACGGAGCUCCAGCGACUAUUGAAUAGCAAGACAACUGAGAAUGCCCAUCUGAAGAGAGUCGUGGAGCUUGGGAACUCGCAAGAAUACAACGGCGGCGAAUCCUUCUUGGAAACAGAAGCCACUCCACACCUUCUACACAAAGCUGUGGAUAGAGUGAACACGACAUCGGGCAUCCUCACCAAGUUUUUGAUGCAAGCCUUGAAGAAUAGUGGCGUGAAUUGCUCCAGUGUGGCCAAGGCGUUGGUGCCAUCCGUUGUAUUCGAAAGAGAUGGUCAUACCAAGUUCGUGUACCAAGCGCUCGUCUGUGAUGUUCUGUUUGACCAGUUUGAGAAUGAUAGCUUCCACAUUGAGGACAAUGCACCAGAUACUCUAGACUCCGAGACUCGUAUGAAAGAUAACUUCGAGCGGUACAAACAGUUAAACGAUUUGGAGAAUCCUGAAGAACUUGUUUACGAUGAUGCAGCCGAUAAUGACUUUCGCAGGUUCUGCAACAAGAAGCAAAUAGAUUUGAUUGCUGCUCUCUCCCGAACCGGCGCCCCUGGUGUUGAAAACGUGGGAGUUCUGGUCUUCGGUAAAGUAUUUGGGCCAGAUGGUAUUAGAAGACAGGAGUUGGCUACGUCUGUAACAGAGGUCAAAUCAGCCUCGAGCUUUAUCAAACUCGCGCUCUCUGUUUUUCUUGUACACAAGCUUGCAUUCGCAUUGCGUCCAACAGCCGAGAUCUUCCGACCGACAAGGAAAAUGAAGUUCAACCGGAACUACAUGGAAUCUAUUCUGAUGUCGACAGAAGAGAGUGACGAUGAUGAAGGCGACAAUUCUCCCAUCGUGUUCGGUGUUGGCUUUACAAUAGUUCCAGGGUUUAAGGUUAACAGAAUUGUCGUUCACAGCAAAGUUUAUAAGGUCAGAAGAGCAUGAAGAUCUAGGAUUACUCACACUUACUGCACUGUUUUAAGUGAUUCAGUGGCAUUGAGUAGAUGCUUCAUUGAUCCUGAAGAAAAGCUGAUAACGAGCACAUUCGAUGCACAUUCUUGUACCACUAUCCUUCAUGUAAUGUCGGUGUGCAAGGCAUUCGUUAUUAUAUCACCUCGAAUGCUUGUUUGAAUUUUUUUAA
Molecule: messenger RNA, 1955 nt
Organism: Physcomitrium patens
Lineage: Eukaryota; Viridiplantae; Streptophyta; Bryopsida; Funariales; Funariaceae
Product: protein GRAVITROPIC IN THE LIGHT 1
Biological process (GO): response to red or far red light; negative gravitropism
Source: RefSeq, a predicted model, not a curated record